AUUAUAACUCACAUCGUCACGGAACUCAGUAGGUGUUCAAACAAUAAAGUUUACACUGUCGACUAGCUAGGUCUGCACUCGUCUUGUCGACAGUGUGAUUCAUAAAAGGUGGAUAUUUGCAAACUUUAAAACGUAAUGCAGCAGCAGCCCGAAAGUUUCGUUCUGACACCGUUCCAAAAGUUUUGCAUCAGAUGGAGUGUGUUUUUCGACUCGACCUCGGACCGCCUGUCCAGGAUCGAAACAGUGCUCAGGUCCGUCCAGUUGUCGACGAUCAUGAUCACGUCGGUGCUGACCAUGACUUCGGUGCUGAUCGCCGACAACAAAAAAGCGCUCGAAUCGUUCACGUAUUUCGUGAUAUGCGUGUUCCUGUUGGCCAUCAUCACGUUCGCCAUCCGGACGAAACGCUUCAACCGGGCUAUGCUUCUAAUGGUCGUCGACGAGUUUCCCGGCUACGAGAGGCCCAUGCCCGACGAUCUCAAGCGCAAGAUAUCGGCAAUACGCAAGUCUUACGGCGAAUUCACGAUGAAGGUGAUGGUCUCGUAUCUCACACUGGUCUUGUUCGAAAUACCGGCCACGGCUAUGGUGCCACUGACGGCCGCGCGUCUUACCGACGUCAAGUUGGGUUCGCAGAGCACGCAAAUGGUGGUCCUGUGGUUCCCGGGCGACACUACUCAGAUCGGGACAUAUGUAUUUUCGUUUGUGAUACAGUUUUUGAUCGUCAUGAUCGUAAAGUUCAUCAUUACCGGCAUCAUGUGUUCGUUUUCGUUCUUCGUCAGCCAAAUGAUAUCCGAGUUCCAGAUACUGUCCGCCUACGUCGAGCACGCGGUCGAGAUCGUCGAGUACGAUCUGUCCACCGGCAAGACCACCGACCAGAAGCUCCUGGACCACGUGAAGAGCUGCGUGAUGCUCCAUCACCGGCUGAUCGACUUCAAGGACCAACUGAACGAGAGUUACGGGUACAUCAUACUGCUGGAACUCAUGUUCAGCACGCUCUACUUUUGCCUGUCGGCGUUCAACAUGAUAUUCGUGGGCAACCGGUUCGUCAUAGCCAAAGGCCUGUUGACGCUCUCCAACUACCUGGCCGAGCUGUUCAUAUUCUGCAUGUACGGCAGCAUGGUCGAGGAAGCGCACAUGGGCUUACUUAGGGCCUCGUACUCGGCGGCGUGGUAUUCGCAGCCCGUGCGCUUCCGACGAUCGCUGAUGAUGGUCAUGUCCAGGACGCAAACGCCGUUGCAGUUGACCAUCGGCAAGGUGUUCAUAGCCAACUUGCCGCUGUUCUUGUCCGUGCUCAAGGUCUCCUAUUCGGGCGUCAACGCGCUCAGGGCGGCCAACGCCAAGUAGAGCGGUCGGUUAUACUUUUAUUAUAUCGCGAGAUGGUUCUCUUCCCCUCCCCUCACCACCCACACACAAAGAGUAUUUUCGAUAUGAGUCGAUUUCGAAAUUUUUAUUUUUUAUUCUAUCUUCGCAUGCGCUGUAUUCUACGCGUUAGAACACAGUUCAUUAGAUCGAAUAAUCUUAUUUUCAUAUCUCCAGCUAGUAUGGGUAGGUUUACGCAUUGAAGGCAGCUAUAGUGAUUUAAAUAAAGAAAAUUAUAGUGUUAAAAUUUUUAUUUAUGACCUGAGAUCACAUAAAAUGGCAACGUCAUACCCACAUCAUAUGCAACGCUCCACAGAAUAUAAAAUAUACGUUAAAAUACCUCGCAAACGUGUGUACUUAUAACUUUUUGGCGUAUCGGUAUAAAAUGUAUGUCGGCGCACAUCACAUAUUUAACGACCAAAAAAAUACGUGUGUAAGCGAACGAUCGAAAAACAAAAUAUUUGGCGAAAAAAGAGUAUAAAUAUUAUGUAAUUCAUCUCUUAUUAUUAAAACCUAGUGUUUAGUAAUAGAAUAAUCGUUAUCGUUUUUAUUUUGAAUAACUCAAUUUAUGGUAAAUCAUUAUCUAAGUUCAGUAAUAUUUUGAGUAAGAACUUUUUGGUUUCGAUUUUAUUUUAUUUGAAUAUUCGUCAAAUGUACAUACUAUAGUAAAUAUUAUAUUGAAUACACCCGCAACCGAAUUUAAUGACACCGAUAUAUUAUCCAUAUUGUGUUACUUGUAAGACGAAACAAAACAAAUUAAUAAGAAAAUGAAAAAUACAAAUUUAUUUUUUUAUCAGUGGUAUUAACAUAAUACUUAUAUAUUAUUAUAUAAUUUUACAUAUACUAUACAAUAUACAUGUAAUAUGAUACUAAAUAAAAUUAAUGUAUAGAAAUUCAAUAAUACGGUUUAGAUAAGUGUAAUGAAAUGUUAUAAUGUAAAACAACAGCGAACGUCAGAGCAAUGCGAUUCUAUAUUUUGUAAAAUAUUUUAUAUUCUGUUCUAACCUUCUGAAUUUUGUAGAGUUAAACAUAAAACGUAAACAAAAUAAUUGCACAACCCGUCGAUUAUACACUUUUAGUUUUUUUAUUUCUGUAAUACCUAUAUACUUAUAUUUUAAAUUUUAAAUUAUUCAUUCUUUUAAUUUAUUCUCUUUAAUAAUAAUAUUCAGAGGAGAAUAAAGUCUACAGGCCAAAUGUGGCCAUAAUUUGUAUGAUACAAAUUUACUAAGGGUAAAAUAAAAUAUUUUUAUAUUGAAGACAAGAAUAAUUAUCGAUAGUGGAUUUAUUUAGAGGGAUUACCAAAAAUGUAUAAUAACAAAUGUUAACAAGUGGGGGAUCGACUUUUAAAUCGUCUGUAAUCGAUCGAUCGGUCACGAUCGACCGUUUGGCCACUCCCGCUGGUCGCUAUAGUCAACUAGCUAUACUUUACUUAAUGUUAUACAUUAUUUACAAUUCCUAAAGAAAAAGGUAAAUAUUGAAUGCUUAAUAAUAAACCUUAUAUUCAACGGUGUAUUAAUAAAAAUAGAAUGAGUUCAACAAUAAAUAACAGGAUAAUUUUA
Aphis gossypii (cotton aphid) is the source of this 2915-nucleotide messenger RNA. RefSeq names its product odorant receptor 4-like. Bases 136 to 1341 code for a protein of 401 amino acids. Gene Ontology annotation, cellular component: plasma membrane. Lineage: Eukaryota; Metazoa; Arthropoda; Insecta; Hemiptera; Aphididae. The record is from RefSeq and is a predicted model, not a curated record. The transcript is spliced from 3 exons. Gene Ontology annotation, biological process: detection of chemical stimulus involved in sensory perception of smell; sensory perception of smell. Gene Ontology annotation, molecular function: odorant binding; olfactory receptor activity.